AUGAGCUCAGAAGAUAAGACACGUGGUUGCUUGACAAAGGCUCAAACGUUACGGGCUAGCGGCAACUACAAGGAUGCAGUGACCGCCCUUCAGUCGUUAUCGGAACAUGGAGUUCCGUGGGGGCCAAUGUACGUUGCUGCCCUUGACUUACUUGCGGAGCUCUGCUUCAGCCAGGAGCAGGGCAUCACGGUGGAUCGCUUCCUUCCCGCCUUCAGAUGGAACCGCUAUAAACUGCGUGGAUCUCAGCAUCUGGAGGAAGGGACCAAGCGAAUGGUUGAAAUAACCUUGAAACACCUCCGAGCGCUGGGUGAGAGGUCUCAAGCAAAUGCCAAGGCUGCGGGGGAGAAUCCUGCGGAGGAGGAUCUGAUCUUCGCAGCUCUCUCAGGGGUGUCGCCGGAGCAGCGGGCGAAGGAACGCUAUCUUGUUCCUGCAGAGAACGCCACACAGUUGGUGGGUAACGAGCUACUUGGUUUCAACGCUAUUGGUCAUUCGAUGAAAAUGCUUCCCAUCUACCUUGAUACUGCCACGGAAUUGAUUACGUACUGCCAACAGCGCAACUUAAAGCGUGCUAUUGGACGUAUCGCUGACGCAUACGUGCGGUUUUUUAAACGGUUCCUGCUUAGCCCUAUCCCGUCGACAGUGGAGGGUGAUAAUCCACACCUGAUUGCAACGUAUAAGGAAUUGGAGGCAGAUCGGGAAAGUUUUUAUAAGACAGUGACGAUCGCAGAGCGUACGGUUCAAGUCUUCUGUCACCUUCUGCAAACCUUAGCCUCCAUGAAUAAUUGGAAUGCUGCAUGGUCAACACUGCAGUGUUUUACACGAGUUAUGCAGGAGAUUACACAAACCCCUGAAUCCUUUAGGGAGUGCCAGACUCUCGCCAAUUUGGCCAUGGCCUCUGUCUUUUGGAGGUGCUCACACUACGCGUUUCAUGCCCAUUGCCUAGGUAUUGCCGCCUUUUUGAUCGAUGAUAAGGAAAAUGUUAUGGAAACAGCUUCCAGGGCAGUUUUGGCAACCCUCUGUACACCUAAUAUUAACAGGGAACGAAAAAGUUUUGGGCGCGGAUCCGAUUCAGUGCUUGAAAAGAAUGCUCGCAUUGCCCAGCUCUUUGGGCUUCAAUCAGCCCCUGCAGGGUUGGCCCUUUGGCAGCGACUUCAACGGAUGGAAGUCCUUCAAAAGGCCCACCCGGAAGUGCAGGCACUGGAUAAUUUACUACGCAAUGAGCUGGUGGAUGAGGAGCUUGCGAAGCAAGCCAUUAAACAACUCUUUGUGAUUGUUCAGAAGAUUCCUGGUCUUGUGAUGUACGAAAAACCACUGCGGAAAGUUAUUCUUCAGAGGUACCUGGAGUGCAUGGCCGCCCAGACAACCCGUGUGGAGGCGUCUUCGCUUCAAGUAGGGGAGACGGAGGCCUCGGUGGAGGUUUACAUCCAUGAGAUUGAGCCUUACAUUCUGAAUGAAUCAGGGCUUUCGGUAGAAAUCGAUCACAAGACCGGGUCGAUAUCGUUCACUCACACGGCGAAAACGAGGGUGCUUGAGGCAUUCAAUGCCUUGGCUGAACACGUCGAUCGGCAUCCUGCCGCACCGCGAUGGAAACUCGACAUCCGACCUGAGCAGCUGCAGCGAGCCCAUGACAGAAGCAGCGUUUUUCACUGCCUGCAGCAAAUUUGCGAAGAGACUGCGGAGGCCCGACGACAGCGUGCCAAGGAAAAGGAAGACGAAGAUCGUGAGAAUGCCAGGCUGGAGCGUAUUCAGAAUGAAGAAAAGAAAAAGGAAGCAGUCCGCCUGGCGCAUGAGGCUCGGGGCCUUGCAGAGUACCAAGAGCACAUAAACCAAAAUCGGCGCAAGCUUGCACUGCGCCGCUUGCAGGAAAAGUACAAGGGAUUUGUCGCCCCGCCUACGUUGAUUCAGAAGAAUUCGACGGACUUUGUUCAGGAAUUGACGAUGCGGCUGACGGAGCACCUGAAAAGAACAACACAGCAGAAGACGGCGGACGUCACUAAGAUGAACCACUUUGAGCGGGCAUGCAGAGAACUUGAAAUUCCAAAACGAAAGGCCCUUGAGCUCGAGGAAGCGGAACAGCACAAGGCAGAGCGGGCGGCGGCGCGGGAGAACUUCAUUAUUCAUCACCGUAAAGAGUUUGAGAAACGCCAACUGGACAAUCAAAUACUAAAGAAAUUUCUAAAGGAGGCUGCUAUCUUUGCAGAACAAACACAAAUGAAAGGAAAAAUUUCUAAGCGUGAUGAGCAACAGAUGCUUCUCCAGCAGGAAAAGGAGCGGCUGCAAGGGUUGUAG
Molecule: messenger RNA, 2289 nt
Organism: Trypanosoma rangeli
Lineage: Eukaryota; Euglenozoa; Kinetoplastea; Trypanosomatida; Trypanosomatidae
Exons: 1
Coding region: 1-2289 (762 amino acids)
Biological process (GO): formation of cytoplasmic translation initiation complex; translation reinitiation
Cellular component (GO): eukaryotic translation initiation factor 3 complex, eIF3m; eukaryotic translation initiation factor 3 complex, eIF3e; multi-eIF complex
Molecular function (GO): translation initiation factor activity; mRNA binding
Source: RefSeq, a predicted model, not a curated record